AUGGAUGGCGUGGCAGUCAGAGGGCCACCACAGCUCCUGGUACAGCCUUCAUCUCCUGGCUUUCCGAAUGACGCUGCGCCAGUCAGACCUACACCCCCACCCCCACCCCCACCCCCACCCCCAGCCCCAGCUCCACCCCCACCUCCCCCGCCUCCACCCCCUGGCUCUCGGGGUGAUCCGCUAUCUCGGGGAGGCACCCAUCGGCGUUCCCGGAUGCGCAACUUCAACUGGGACACCAUCCCCCAGCACAGUGUGGUGGGCAAGCGGAAUGUGUGGACGGCGCGGCGGUCGCUGGAGGACUUCCCGCUGGACACCGAGCGCAUCGAGGAGCUCUUCAGCCACAGCGAGCAGCAGCUCCUUACCCGCCGGGGCAAUCGCACGGUCAAGAAGAGCGUGUGGGGGCUUCCAGUGAGCUGUGCCGCCGCCGAGCCCGUGUCGAUCAUCAACUCGAAGAAAAGUAUGAAUGUUGGGAUUUUCUUGAAGCAGUUUAAAAGGCCAAUGCAGGACAUUGUUGAGGAUGUGAGACAGGGAAAUGCAAGCUUCGUCCCCGGCAGACUGAGGGAGCUGAGCAAGCUCUUGCCUGAUGAUUUGGAGCUGAAGAAGCUCCUGGCGUUUGGCGGCGACGUGUCGGAGUUAGCUGAAGCCGACCGCUUCCUGCUCAUGCUGGUUAAAGUUCCCAGGUAUGAAGAAAGACUGAAGAGGCUGCUCCUCAGGGAGGAGUUCUUCCCCUUCAUAGAGGAGGCGAGAAACUCCAUCGCCGUCAUGACUGCAGCAGCUAAUGAGCUGCUGGCAUGUGAUGAUCUUCACUCCAUCAUCCAUCUGGUGCUGAAAGCUGGUAACUACAUGAACGCUGGCGGCUACGCUGGUCGAGCUCUGGGAUUCAGAAUGACGUCUCUGCUCAGACUAGUAGACACCAAAGCCAACAAACCUGGCAUGAACCUCAUGCACUAUGUUGCCAUGCAAGCACUGCAGAUUGACCCCAACCUUCGGAACUUUCCAGAACAGCUCCAACACAUCGGAGAGGCUUCAAGGAUCCAUAAACAGGAAGUGGAGAUGGACUUUCAAAGAGAAAUGGAGAAAAUCAAAGAAGCCAAGACUCAUGCCAGCAGACAGUGUGAGCUGCAGCCUCAGCUGGAGGAAUUUCUGCAGGUGGCUGAGAGUAGACUCGCUGAUAUGGAGGCCUCUCUGCGGGAGCUAGACUCCCUCAGUGGUGCUGUGGCCGAGUACUUCUGUGAAGAUCCGGCCACGUUUAGGCUGGAGGAAUGCUGCUUCAUCUUCCACUCCUUCUGCGAGAAGUUCGAGAGAGCCAUACAGGAGAACAGUGAGCGCGAGACGCUGGAGAAGAGGCGGAGACAGCAGCGGGAGAAGGAGGCGCUCGAGCGGGUCGCCAAGCGACGCUCCAUCACCAUCUGCUCGGCCCGGGACACGGGCUCGGCCCCUGAGAGCACAGCGCUGGAGACCAUCCUUACCAGUUUCCUCACCGAGCACGCCCCGCGCAGACGCCAGCCCUCGGCUAACAGAGAGAACUCUGCUGAGGUGCUGAGCCAGGGUGAGGCUCGGCCUGAGUGCCCUGGGCUUGCCGCAUACAGCCCUGCCAAGGCAGAGGAAGCCGAGACUAGGGUCUCGGACAGCCGGCCGCUGGAGCAGAGCCACUUGUUCGAGGCAAAGGCGGGCGAGACCGGGGUUUUGAACGGCGAACAGCCCCAGGAGGUGGGGAAGGGGAGCCGGACUGUAGAGGAGGAAACCAGGAGCACGGCGACUCUACAUAGCCCGGCGGUGCACCAAGGAGGAUGGAGCGUAGAAGAUGAGGCAACCCCCAAGAGCAGCACAUACAAGGCACGCUACUGCAGGAGGGUGGUAGUGAGGAAUGCCUCGGUUGUUUCAGAGGAGGAGCCUUGUGAAAAGAGAGGAGACCAAGAAGAGAAACGAGAAGUGGCAUCAAGGGUGUCGCCCUGUCAGGCCGUCAGCAAGGGUCUGAGUGGCCUGGGAGCUCAGGUGUCGCCCUGCCAGGCUGUCGGCGAGAGUCUGGAUAACCUAGCAUCUCAGGUGUCGCCCUGUCAGGCCAUCACCACCACCAGUCCAAAUAGAGACCUCAAGUGCCAGAGAGUGUGGGAUGCCGUCUCGUCCCCCCUUCCCCGGGAGAUGCGGGACAUGGACGUGGGCCUGCAGAGUGGCUACAAUGGCCCGGGCUCGCCCUGGACUGUCCUCAGCCCCCACAUACUGCCACAGAGUCCAGCCCAGCGACGCCGCCACUCCUUCUCCUCCACGACCUUCGAUGACGAGCCCGACGACGGCGUGUGGGCUCUGCCCGACACCCCUGUGCGUGGCCGGCCGCCCCUCCUGCCGUUCACGUGCCGCUCCUACGAACACAGCCUGUCCGCCUCGGUACUAUACGACACUGGCGGGAAGCCAUCUCCUCUGUCAGCCCGCUCCUCGGGCCGAACUCCGACGCAAGGCCCUCUGCUGAGGUCUGUCUCCGUGGGCGAUGGGCCCGAUCACCCCAGAUCCCAUUUCGGGGUGCUCUUCCCGAGACGACAUGGACGAGAGCCCACUGUGGCAAAAAGACCGGAACCUUCUGCGCUGGUCACCUUCUUCAGGCGCUUUGGGGAGAAGGGCAGGCCCGCUUCAGUAGGGGAGGCUCACAACACCAAAACGUAGAGACUCAGAAAGGCCAAUCACAGCUGGUUUUAGGGUUUUAUUAAAUCAUUUUAGUAUUUGUGAUUUGCACACGGUAUAAUGUGAUCCAAGGUAAAUGUGAACUUGUCUUGGGUCAGGAUUGUUCCAUGGUUUGUGAAUCCUGUAUACAACAGUGCAAAUUUAUUCUGUUACAAUCUUAACUUUAAACUGUCAGUGGUAUUUUUAGACGACUGACUUUUAUACAUUUAAAGUUGCUGAACACUGUACACAACUGAUAAACACUGUUGUGUUUGCUCUGAUGUGUCCUAAA
This is a messenger RNA of Electrophorus electricus (electric eel), 2947 nucleotides long. It is a transcript of the gene fhdc3, whose product is annotated as FH2 domain containing 3. The record is from RefSeq and is a predicted model, not a curated record. NCBI's taxonomy places the organism in Eukaryota, Metazoa, Chordata, Actinopteri, Gymnotiformes, Gymnotidae.